This is a messenger RNA of Manis pentadactyla (Chinese pangolin), 11106 nucleotides long. It is a transcript of the gene ATF7IP, whose product is annotated as activating transcription factor 7 interacting protein. Gene Ontology annotation, cellular component: nucleus; transcription regulator complex. Gene Ontology annotation, biological process: regulation of DNA-templated transcription. The record is from RefSeq and is a predicted model, not a curated record. Gene Ontology annotation, molecular function: protein binding; transcription coregulator activity. Lineage: Eukaryota; Metazoa; Chordata; Mammalia; Pholidota; Manidae. The transcript has 15 exons. Bases 3177 to 6929 code for a protein of 1250 amino acids.
CCUUCAUCUGCUGCUGGUGGAGCACAGAUCCUAAGAAGAGAAUAAUAGCUGUUUGAAGAAAUCUAUUAUUUAUCAAAGAAAACUUAGGCAAUACUUAUGAUUAUCCACAUACUAGAAGUCUACCAAUUUCUGUUAAUAUAUGUAACUUUGUCAUUCUCCCAAUUUAGAACCCCAUUAUCUUUAUUGUGUAAUAGGGAUAAUUUAAGAACAAUGUUUUAAGACAGCUGAUGAUAAUUUUAAAACAAAAAAACUUCAGAUAAUGACUCAGCUCUUGCCCAGUCACAUAUGGCCAAUUAAAACAAUGCAUGAAUGAUUUAGGUUAAAAAAAAAUGUACUAUUGGCAAAAUGUGUUCUUGUGUAUGUAUUUGUAAUUUAACAUGCCUGAGUUUGAUAUGGAGCACAUGCUUUAUUAACUAGCAGUAGAUAUGUUUGAAUUAUUUAACUGUCAUAAUAGUGAUAUGUGUUAACUCUUAUUAUAUGGUGAAACAUAAAGGAAUAUGGUUCUAAGAGCAAAUCUGUUUAAUGAUCACUUACUAUUUAAGUGAUCAGUUAACAAGAUUAGAAAGGUACCUGUAGAGUGAGGACAGCUUUUACUAAUGUGAAGUAUAAUUUGUAUUUUUAAUGAUUGUUAAAAAUAGCAAUUAUUAGAUUCAUGUAAUCAUUUAUCUAUGCCAUAAAUAAACUGAAAAUUUUGAAUAUCUCUGGGUGUUAAAAAUAUUUUUGGCGAGGUGUGAGGGUAAGAAUUUCAGUUACAUAAAAAUUGUAAGUUGAUUUUCUCAUAUCUGGAUUUGAAUCAUAUUAGUAAUAGAUAACUAGAUAUAUUCUAGAACCAGUCAGUACCUAUUGGGUAAUGAAUGGGGGAGGGUUUACUCAGCAGUAUUCUCCUUUAGUUUGGUCAUGAAAUGAAGACUGCUUUAUGUAAAUUGUUCUUACUCGUGCCAGCUAGCUGUAACUGCAGUCUGGCUGUGCUAGGGCAGCAAAUAAUAUAUGUCAUGGAUUUUCUGUUUGGAAUAUAUAAGAAUUCAGCCUUUUGGACUGAAAGAACAGAGUCGAUACAUUACAAUAGGAGUGCUGAGACUUCCACAAUUGACAAUGAAUAUGUGGAAUAGUAAGAAGCUACAAGCCUUUUUAAGCUUUUCUGCUUUUAUAGGUUUGUGCCUAUUAAUACUACUGGGUAAUAUGUGGGAGGUACCUAACUGCACACAGUUGCUGCAGACCUAAUAGUUGGCAGCACAGAAAUCAGUACAAAAGAAUUCUGAUUCUAGGCAUCUUCACGUGCAACACUUCUUUGGAAGAUACACUUUGUGUGUUCUAUAAGCUUCAUUAACAUACUGUGUUGUUUUUUGACUUUUGCGGUUAAUGGGAUGUUUACUGCACAAGCUACACAAUAGAUGUGAGCCACUGUCUGAAAGGAUUUUAAUAUGUAGCCAAUCUACUAUAUCCUGUUUUUUAAUGAAUAACUCAUACAAGGAAUUUAGUCUCAAGAAUGCUGAUCUAGAAGUCUACAUUACCUUUUAAUGUUUAUACAAAUGAACUAAGUACAGUGGUUUACAGAAGAGGAAGUCCUUUUCACAAAAAUGUCAAGCUGUCCACAGGUAAGAGAUUCAGGUCAUUUUUCUGUGACACCCCUCCCAAUUCCCCUUGCCCUCCAGCCUUAUAUCUCUCAUCAUUGAGAAUUAUUUUUAUUUGGUUUUAGUUUUAGUAAUACCAGGAAUGGUGGAUUGUUUACUACUAAUUUUUAGUAGAUUUUUGAAUGCUAUUUUUGGACCUGUUCUUUUAAAAAAUAUUAUUUUCAUGUUUUCUAAUUUUCCUCAGGUUUGAAUUGAAAUGAGUUAACAGUAGGCUUCAUAUGUGAACACUGCUCAUGCAUAGACUAUGUCCAUACUACAUAGAAGUCAGUUUUAGAUCUCUCUUCAUUAUAAUGCUGUUACUGUGUUCUUUGAUGUAGUGACACCAACUGGUACAUAGAGCAGAGAACAUUUUAUAACCUUACUAAACCAUGAAGCUUAUUGUAAAUGUACCACUUUGAAUUCAUCAAAAUCACACUUUAUGUUUUCAUAAAUGGCUCAUUGACAUACAUUAGAUAAUGUAUAUUUAUAUGUAAAGUAGGGUCAAGUUUUCCAAUGCCACCCUUACCCUUUCCAUUUCCACAUAAUUAAAUUUAUCACCAUCUUAACAAAGUGAAUGUAACAGUCUGAAACUAAAAGAAUAUAUAAACUAGAAAUUCCAUUGGAUCUAAUAUUUUAUUUAUUAAGCCAGGUGAAGGGUGCCCAGGCAUUUGUUACAUUAUUCUUUUUUGUAUGUCUGGAAAUUACAGAAAAAUAAAAUAUCAUUGAAGUAAAAACAAAUAUUUAAUGUAAAAUGAACAUAUAACCAUUACUGUAAAGAAAAGAUUUAUGUUUAUAAAGAAAUGCAAGUUCGUGUUUCUAUCAGUAUCAGUAUGGCCAGUGAUAAAAUACAUUAUUGAUUUUUAUACUAUUUUGGAGGAGGUGAGUGUGGGGAGGUGAGUAAGUAGAGUGAAAUGAAGAGUGGUAGUGAGGCUAGCUUAGAGAACUAGACAAAGAAGGAGAUGCUACAUUAGGCAGUUCUGUGCUGUUGGUCUCCCUCUAAAACUUCAAGGUCUUUCUGCAACUUAAAAAUGUUAGUAGUAUAUGGGACUUAACAGUUCUCUAGAUUCUGAAAGGCAGUUGGUCAUGCCUCCCCUUGGUGUGGAGCAUACACAUAUCUAAAAUGGAAGUUUUCAGCCUUAUCUUGAGCAAUUGUUUAGGAGACUGUUGGGUUGAAAAGAUAGUUGAGACAAACUGACUGGCAGGUAAAGAGGCAAGGAAGGAGUUGUCAGACCAAAACAGAGGAAUUUAUUGAAUGCUAUUUGAGUUGGGGUUAUAGCAAAAAUAGAUGAGGGAAAGUAGAUCACAGGAAUAUUUAAUAAUAUAUGGACAUGUAAAAAAGGAAGCUCCUAAGACAAAGAAUAAGAUGUGUAAUCUUUGAAACUAUUGAAGUUGAAUGUGAAUGAUCCAAAAAAUCUUAUUUUUUGGCUUUUGUGUUCCUCUUAGGCAGUAAAAUUUGUUUGGCAAACAAUGUAGAAUUACAGACUCUUCAAAGUGAAAUGGACCUGAGUGGUUCUAACCUUAAACUUUGCACAGGAAUCUACUAUUUGGUAUUCCGACAGAUUCAAAAUGGAUAGUAUAGAAGAACCCCAGAGAAAAGUCUUUAAGGCUCGAAAAACAAUGAGAGUGAGUGAUCGUCAACAGCUUGAAGCAGUGUACAAGGUCAAAGAAGAACUGUUGAAAACUGAUGUCAAGCUAUUAAAUGGCAACCAUGAAAAUGGAGACUUGGACCCAACCUCACCUUUGGAAAAUACUGAUUAUAUUAAUGACAAGGAAGAGGUGAAUGGUAUUGAAGAGCUUUGUUUUGACCCUGAAAAAAGUAAAUCAGAAUGGAAAGAAACACCCUGUUCCUUAAAUGUAAAUGUGAAAAACAAGCAGGGUGAUGAUUUAAAGUAUGGACCUUUGUCUUCUAAUAAUGCAACUCCUGAACUAGUCUCCAGAGUGACUGCUGAACAAGCUUCUGGUGACCUGGCUACUGGAGAUCUGACCUCUGGUGAUUUGGCUUCUGAAGAUGUGGCUUCUGAAGUAUUAACCUCUGGUGAUCCUGUCUCUAGUGAUCUCACCUCUGGUGAUCCUGUCUCUAGUGAUCUCACCUCUGGUGAUCCUGUCUCUGGUGAUCUCACCUCUGGUGAUCCUGUCUCUGGUGAUCCCAUCUCUGGUGAACCAGUCUCUGGUGAACUGGACACUGGUGAACUGAUUUCUGGCAAAACAGUUUCUGAACCAUGCUCUGGUGAACUGGUCUCUACUGAACUGGUACCUGAUGAACCAGUCUCCAGUGUUCCAGCCUCUGGUGAUCCAGCCUCUGGUGAUCUGGCCUCUGGAGCUCUGGUCUCUGGUGAUGUGACUCCUGAUAAUCCAGUGUCUGAUGAACUGACUUCUGAUGAGCCAACUUCUGGAUCAGCAUUUGAUUCCACUUUUGAACCAAGUUCUCUACCAGUUUGUGAAUCAGUUCCUGAAACUGACAGUACAGAGCCUAAUAGCAAUAAAGGUGAUGAACUUGAAACAAAUGGGGAUGAUGCAAAGUCUGAUGAGAAAAAUAAGGUUGAUAGUAAUAUCGAUGCUGAUGAAGAAACUCCAGAAACAGUUGACAAAAUUAUUUGUUCAGAUAUGCCUCCUGAAAAUGAUAAGAAGGUAGAGGAAAAUACUGUCACAGAACCUGCCCUUAGAGAGGAGGCUAUAUCUAGCAGUAUGGAAAUUGACCAAAGUGAAAAGAAAGAAGAUGAAAAUUCUGCAGACUUUACAGAAACCAUUAGUGAAAAAGUUAUAAAAGAUGACAAAAGUGAGGGUAUCUUAGAAAAUACAGAUUCAAUGGAGACAGAUGAAAUCAUUCCUAUUUUGGAAAAGCUUGCACCUGCUGAAGAUGAACUUAUUUGCUUUUCUAAAACUUCUCUCCUUCCAAUGGAUGAGACAAAUCCAGAUUUGGAGGAGAAGAUGGAAGGUUCUUUUGGUUCACCAUCUAAACAAGAAAGUAGUGAGAGUUUGCCCAAAGAAGCCUUUUUGGUCCUCUCUGAUGAAGAGGAUAUUUCCGGUGAAAAAGAUGAGUCUGAAGUUACAUCCCCAAAUGAUACGUAUUUUCCAGCAGAAGAAGAAAGUAAUGAAAAGGACCACAAACCUGAAGAAGAGCAAGCAGUUCAUGAUGAAAGACCUGAGAAAAGUGAAUUUUCCAGAAGAAAACGUUCUAAAUCAGAGGACAUGGACAAUGUACAGUCCAAACGCCGUCGAUACAUGGAAGAAGAAUAUGAGGCAGAAUUUCAAGUAAAGAUUACAGCCAAAGGAGAUAUUAACCAGAAGCUACAAAAGGUUAUACGCUGGUUGCUGGAAGAAAAAAUAUGUUCUCUACAGUGUCAUGUAUUUGAUAAGACUUUGGCAGAAUUGAAAACACGAGUGGAAAAGAUUGAAUGUAACAAGAGGCAUAAAACAGUUCUUACUGAACUACAGGCCAAGAUCGCCAGGUUAACCAAACGCUUUGGAGCAGCCAAAGAAGAUCUUAAGAAAAGACAAGAAAAUCCACCAAAUCCGCCUAUGUCACCAGGGAAGUCUGCAGUUGAUGUCAACAGCAAUAACAACGUGCCCUACAGAAAUGCAAGCACAGUGAGACAGAUGCUGGAGUCCAAAAGGAAUGUAAGUGAGAGUGCACCGCCAUCCUUUCAAACCCCUGUGAAUACAGUAUCUUCAACCAGUCUUGUCACUCCUCCAACAGUUGUCAGUAGUCAACCUAAAUUGCAGACUCCGGUGACUUCGGGUUCUCUGACAGCAACAUCAGUUCUUCCUGCACCCAACACCGCUACGGUAGUUGCUACUACUCAGGUGCCUAGUGGAAAUCCCCAACCUACAAUCUCUUUACAACCUUUACCAGUGAUUUUGCAUGUACCUGUUGCGGUAUCCUCCCAGCCUCAGCUCCUACAGAGCCAUCCAGGGACUUUAGUGACUAAUCAACCAUCUGGCAACGUUGAAUUCAUUUCUGUACAGAGCCCACCUACAGUGAGUGGACUUACCAAAAAUCCAGUAUCCUUGCCUUCCUUGCCAAACCCCACUAAACCAAACAACAUUCCUUCUGUACCCAGUCCUAGUAUUCAGAGGAACUCUCCUGCCAGUGCUGCACCAUUAGGAACAACACUUGCUGUACAGGCUGUUCCAACAGCACACUCUAUUGUACAAGCCACAAGGACUUCUUUACCUGCAGUAGGCCCAUCAGGACUCUACAGUACAUCAAGUAAUCGAGGUCCUAUACAGAUGAAAAUUCCAAUUUCUGCUUUUAGUACUUCGUCUCCUGCAGAACAGAGCAGCACUACUAUCCCAAGAAUUGAAAACCAGACAAACAAAACAGUAGAUGCUUCUGUUAAUAAGAAAGCAGCUGAUAGCACAUCACAGAGUGGAAAAGCCACAGGUAACGAUUCAGGUGGUGUCAUUGAUCUCACAAUGGAUGAUGAAGAGAAUGGAGCUUCACAAGAUCCUAAAAAGCUAAGUCACACUCCUGCAUCAGCUAUGGGCUCUUCACAACCUGCGUCUCGACAGUUGCAGCCCAUCCAGCCGGCACUGCCUCUCCAGCCCUCUGGGGUGCCGACAAGCGGGCCGUCUCAGACGACCAUACACUUGCUGCCCACAGCUCCAACUACUGUGAAUGUAACACAUCGUCCAAUAACUCAGGUGACCACAAGACUUCCUGUACCAAGAGCUCCUGCAAACCACCAAGUGGUUUAUACAACUCUCCCAGCACCGCCAGCUCAGGCUCCCCUGCGAGGAGCAGUUAUGCAGGCCCCUGCUGUUCGGCAGGUCAAUCCCCAAAAUAGUGUCACAGUUCGAGUGCCUCAAACAGCCACAUAUGUUGUAAACAACGGACUAACCCUGGGAUCCACAGGACCUCAGCUCACAGUGCAUCACCGCCCACCGCAAGUGCAUACCGAGCCCCCACGCCCUGUGCACCCAGCACCCUUACCAGAAGCCCCCCAACCACAGCGUCUGCCCCCAGAAGCUGCCAACACAUCUCUGCCUCAGAAGCCACACUUGAAGUUAGCACGAGUUCAGAGUCAAAACGGCAUCGUACUGUCGUGGAGUGUCCUGGAGGUGGAUCGAGGCUGUGCCGCCGUCGACAGCUACCAUCUCUACGCUUACCACGAGGAACCCAGUGCCACUGUGCCCUCGCAGUGGAAAAAGAUCGGGGAAGUAAAGGCACUUCCCUUGCCCAUGGCAUGCACUCUCACCCAGUUUGUCUCUGGCAGCAAGUACUAUUUUGCAGUACGAGCCAAGGAUAUUUAUGGACGAUUUGGACCUUUCUGUGAUCCUCAGUCAACGGAUGUAAUCUCUUCUUCCCAGAGCAGUUAAACCUUGGAGCCUUUAUCUCUCCCUCUUUCAGAAGUUCCACUUUUUUGGUCUUCUUUUAAUCUUGUGCAUGAUAUCCACUGUAAAAUCCACAUUGUGCAAGAUUUCUUGGACAGAUGUGUAUAUACACUACAUUUGUUUAUAAUCAGAAGUAAAAUAAACAGUCCAUAAAGCAAGAAUCUUUUCCUGGCUUCAAGGUUUUGAAAUGUAAAUGUGCACCUUGCUUUGGUUUUAAGGCUGGGAAAUAUAUGUAGGUAUUUGUGUGUGUGUUUUCCCUAUUUAUGUAUUAAUUGCAGUGGAAUCUUCCAUUUUCACUCUCAAAUUUGCCUCUCUUCCAGUAUGAAGUAAGAAGGUCAAAGAUCUGAGCUAUGUAACUGGCUUGAUUCUGCUUCUAAGGGAUCUGUAGGUUCAUAGUUAAAUAUUUCAACUAAAUCUAAACAAAACCCAAAGAAAGAAAGAAGCAAAAUGGUUAACUAAUUUAAAAUAGGUUAAUUUGAAAACAAAAAAGGAUCUGUUCUUCUUUUCUUAUAGGUUGUUAUUUAGCAAAAAAGUUCUGCAGUGGCCCCUUCCUUUCCUGGCCUGGCUUUUACAUUCAUUUUGUGCCUUAAAGGAUUAACUACAAAAAUUAUCACGGCCGUGUGUCUCUUGUUUCAGCCUUCACCCUUCAUUUCUCCGUCAUCUCCACCAACACAGCACACUCCCCUCAAGUAAACUUUAAGCCAAGGCUUUUGUGUAUUAUUCCCGUCAGUGGUAUCACUUACAUUUAACUCCAAUGACUGGCUAUUUUCUCCUAAGAAUGUGAGUGUUUUUAAUUUUGCUUAAUUUAAAUUAACUCUGUGUAAAGUGGACCAAGAGAAGACCAUAUUGGUAAGAAAAUUUUGCUCCAAAAAUACUUCAGAAUAUAUAUUGCACAUUGUUAGAGAUUAUGAAAGCAAUUCUACUUCACUUUAUCACCCAGAGCAUAGUAUUCUCUCAACGGAAGUAAACAGUGAAAUUCUUAAAAUAGUGAGCUAAACUAUCAAAGGGAAAGUUCCCAUUUCCUCUUUGUCCUUUAUCAUUCUUCUUGUUUUAAGCUUUUAACUUUGUUUUGAUGUGCCAAGUUUUGUCUGAUUUACCCUAUUGUCAGCUUUGGAUAGAAUUUAAAGCAUACCCUUUAGGGUCAUGGUAUUUAACAGUUAGAUAAAACUUCCUGUACCCCUUCAAAGUUAAUGAAGUUCGGCUUAGUUCAUGAAUUUUCAAAAUGCUUGCCAGCUUUACUGGUCUCAGCAAGGGUUUCUAGAUAGUUUAGGGCAGGACAGCUGGUGUAAGUUUGGGGCAAGAGUGUGGUUGGGACUACUUUGAGAAUUCAUGGAGUUUGUGUAAUAGUUUUUCAAGUUCUCUUCACAUACCCUAUUUGAAUUCAUACUCCUCCCUUCUCAAAAUAAAUCAUUCAUUCAUUUUUCCUGGAAUUACAGGAGGGAGCCAUCCCUUCUAUUGCUGCUGCUUUGUUUGCAACUUUGAUAGCUUGUAGUAGGAAGCAUUCUAGUUAUAAAGAAACUAUCCAGAGACUUUAUUGAUCAGUGUCCUGUCACAUUAGGCGUGAUGUUUGAUGCUCAAGAAGGCCCACAGAUUGCCAAAAUGUGAAUGCUCCAAAACCUUCCUUUCACUUUCAGAAAAUAAGACCAUGUUGAAAAUUAAAGUUUCUAUGAGUCAAAUUUGCCAGCCAAUUAUGUAGAUGUUACUCCUUCUAGGACUAAUGAUGAUGGUAAAGAAUUUGCCAGUGUCAUGCCAAUGAAAAUUUUAUGAGAAAUUGAUGAUCUUCUAGAUGUAAAUGAACAUCUGUCUGUAUCUGCAUGUAUAUAUGUUUAUACCUGCAGUAUAAACUGCAGUUUGUUUAUAACAUUUGCAAUGGUUGCGGUGUUGAUUAUAUAUGUUCAAGAGCAUUCCUGUCUACGGAAUAGAAAGCCCAUGUUUGAAAUUGUUCUUUCUUGGCUGGUUUUUAUGGUCACGUGGUAACCUACCAGCCUAGGAAAGGUUCCCUUGGUGAACAGUCGUAUUUAUAAUUCACUAAUCCUCGUUUUGUGUUUUCUUUUUUUUAACCUUUCAUUUCAUAGCAUUACAUAAUCAGGUGAAGAAAGCCCAGUAGAAAGAAAAUAUUAUUUUAGCUUAUAUUGUGUAUUUUCUGUCAAAGGAAAACAAUUCUCAAAUAGUAGCCCUAAGAAUAGAUUUACUACAUUAAAGUAAAACUUUCAUUUCAGAUGGUGGAAGGAAGGUACAAAGAGAAAUUCUAAUUAUUUGAGGAAAAAGUCUAAGGUGGUCUCAAAUUAGCUUGCCAUGGGAUUUAUAAAGAACAGCUAUAUUGGAUUUACUGAAAGGAACUAAGGCUUGAACUCUAGGCUUUUAUUUCCAGCAGAUUUUAAUGUUGAUGAGCUCUGGCUUUUUGUUUGGUUUUUGUUUUGGGAGAGAAAAGGGAGGCUCACCUAGAAGUGGCCCCUGAUGACAGACUUUUUGUAGCAGUUCACACUCCAUGGCACCUUUUUUAUUUCAUGGUACCUUUUCACAAAAGUAUUACAAAUAAGCUUGAUUAGCCCAUUUUGGGAAUGCAGGUCCUACAUUUUCAGCCUGACAAUACUUGUAUGUAAGUAUUGCCUUAUUGGAAAUCCUGGAAACUUCUGAUAUUUGAACUUAAAAUGUAGGAUGUUUAUAUGGCACUCAAAAGUAAUGAUGUUUGUUACUCUCCACUUUGCACAUUGGCAGAGUCAUUUUCAGCCCAUUUUAAGUGUGAGCAAGCCUCUUUUGAAAAUUAUGUUCUUGCCAGUAAACUUGUAAAUUACAAAGACAGCAUCUGUUGUAAACAGCUUUAUGAGAUAACUAUCCACUUUUCUGGACUCCCUUUUUAAAACAUGCAGAAUACUGUGUACUGUUGAAAACAGAAGUUCAUGAAAGAAGCAAAGAGUAGAGCUUUCUUCCUUGAAAAGUGGAUAGUUAUUAAGAUACCAUUUGCCUCACAGAGGUGUUCCACACUCUCCCCACCCUUAUUGCUGGAUAAUAAACGAAAGGUUUAAUUGAAAAAAAUGACCUGGAGCAAGGAGCUCGGGAUCUUAAGUAUAUCUACAGAACUUCGUAGGCAGGCUGCACCGUAGUUCUCUUACUGCAUUGGGUAAGCAUUAACUUAGGUUUUGUUGUUUGCUCUUUAACUUAUAUUUUCCAAACUAUCGUUUUUAUGAGCAAGGUGAGUGUUCCUGUUGCAUGAUAUGCAUUUGUCUUGUUCCACGAAUUCUCCAGUACUGUACAAGGUUAACAGAAUAAUGCCUGUGGUAUCCUCCUCUCUCACUUUCAUACACUGUGAUCUUAACACAGUUGAGUGCUGCGAAGACCUUCCAAGUGUUCUCCCUGAUUUUCCUUCCUGGGCUGUUUGAGUGUCCUGUGAUGUUAUUUCAUUUUAUGAUUGACCAAUAAUUGUUUUAUUCUAAUUUUCAGAAAAAACAUGUCCCAGUAUUAGAUUAUGGCAAAUAAGUCUAUCUAAAAACAAUGUUUGAUUCUGCCUGCCUUACUAUUUACUGGGCAAAUGAUGCCCUCCCUCCCCGACCCAUGCCAUUUUUAAGUUGGGUGGGGGGGGGAAGAUUCUCAUGAGGUGUUUUGUCAGUGUGGCAGACUUAGAUCUAAUUCCUCAAACUUUUUCCCCUUGAGCCAGCCAGUGGGGAGAGUAGGAUGGUACAAACACGUUUUGUCUUCUCCAAAUAGUUUUAUCAUGCUAAAUAAUUUUCAUUUUUUUUAAUUUGUAGAGUCAGCUAAGUACCCAUCAUUUAUAUUUAAAUGCUGCCCUUUUUUAAAAAGUUUUAUUUGUAAAUAAGGUAACUGGGCAACCAAACACCUUUUGGGAAUCCUGGCUUUAGUAUUUUAUCAGCCAUUUCAAAUUUAAAUAUAAAAAUAAAUCCUUUGUGGGACACUUGCUUCGUGGUUUUUCUUUAUUGCUGUUGAGUGUAAAUAAUAAAGACAAUGUAAAACCUUCCUAAUGUCUGAUAUAAACUGGGCUAUAGCAGGUUGCCCUAUUUUUAUUAGGUUUCGAAGGUUUUUGUGGGAUUUUUCUUUCUUAAAUGUACAGUAGAGUGGUGUCUGUAUAAGUGUUAACUGUAGUGGGAUUUUGUCCAGCAAGCCUGAGAUUUAUACUUUGAAAUAAACUACUGGGUUUUUAACAUUC